ACGGUGACUUGUACAUUAUAAAGAGAAAUUUUGCUAAAAGAAAUUACGACUGUAUGAUGAUUUACUACAGAAUUAUCUUUUAUGUAUCUGAAUGGUACCAGGUCACAUGUGAAGUAGUUCUUUAAAUUUUCUGCCUGUUGGUUAACCGUUAAACAGGACAUGUCACUGGUUAACUAUCAGACAGGCAGAAGUGUCCUUUAGUCGCUAUCAGGGAGUAGCACCGGUUAGCCCUUACAGGAGGUGUGCCUCUGGUUCUCCAUUAACCAGGAACUUGGCUGAGUGUUCCAUAAAGGCUGCAGGAGCAUCCGAACCUGCUUAGUCAGAAGGCUGAUAAACAAUGAGCUCCAAACAGCAGCUCGUGAAGCUGAGUGACGGCCACUUCAUGCCCGCACUGGGCUUUGGCACAUACAAGCCUGAAGAGGUUCCUGAAAAUAAGCCACUGGAGGCUGUAAAUUUAGCUAUAGAGGCUGGCUUCCGUCACAUUGAUACUGCUUAUGUAUACCAAACUGAGAAGAAUGUAGGGCAGGCUAUUCGAAGCAAGAUUGCAGCUGGCCUUGUGAAGAGAGAAGAUGUAUUCGUCACUACAAAGCUUUGGUGCACUUUCCAUAGACCAGAGCUGGUUCGAUCUAACUUGGAAAAAUCACUGAAAAACCUUCAGCUGGACUAUGUUGACCUGUAUAUUAUCCACUACCCAGUGCCAAUGAAGCCAGGAGACGAUCUGUUUCCAGAAGAUGAGCACGGGAAACCAUUAUUGGACACAGCGGAUAUCUGCGCCACAUGGGAGGCCAUGGAGAAGUGUAAGGAUGCAGGAUUGGUCAAGUCCAUCGGGGUGUCCAACUUUAACCACAGGCAGCUGGAGAAAAUCCUGAACAAGCCUGGGCUCAAAUACAAGCCCGUCUGCAACCAGGUGGAAUGCCACCUCUACCUCAACCAGAGCAAGCUGUUGAACUACUGCAUGACAAAGGACAUUGCUCUUGUUGCCUACUGUGCUCUUGGAUCUCAACGACCUAAACGAUGGGUGGACCCAAGCUCCCCAGUUCUCUUGAAUGAUCCAGUUGUCUGUGACAUGGCAAAAAAGCACAAGCGAAGUCCAGCUCAGAUCGCCCUUCGCUACCUUCUUCAACGUGGAAUUGUGGUCCUUGCCCAGAGCUACAAAGAGAAUGAGAUAAAAGAGAACCUGCAGGUAUUUGAAUUUGAGCUGUCUUCAGAGGAUAUGAAAACCUUAGACAGCCUGAACAAAAAUUUCAGAUAUGCACCUGCUCCAUUUACCGAGGGCCACCCAGAAUACCCCUUUUCUGAUGAAUUUUAAUGUAGAGGCCUGUGUCAUGAUGUCUGCACAAAGUCUCAAAGACCCUCUACGUGGAUAGUGACAUCCGAUAUGCUGCUGAUUAAACAUGUGCCACUUCUCAUCCCUCUAAGCUGCAUAACAGCCCUCCUUCAUCGCGAGCUGUGUCGUCAUUCUUUGAAAUGAUGCUAAUGAUUGCUAUAAAGGUCCUUCUUUGGUA
Messenger RNA from Acomys russatus (golden spiny mouse), 1505 nucleotides. Its product is annotated as aldo-keto reductase family 1 member C13-like. The record is from RefSeq and is a predicted model, not a curated record. Lineage: Eukaryota; Metazoa; Chordata; Mammalia; Rodentia; Muridae. Gene Ontology annotation, molecular function: aldose reductase (NADPH) activity; steroid dehydrogenase activity; ketosteroid monooxygenase activity. Bases 338 to 1309 code for a protein of 323 amino acids. Gene Ontology annotation, biological process: steroid metabolic process. Gene Ontology annotation, cellular component: cytosol. The transcript is spliced from 9 exons.